GCGGCUGGGGAGCAGGCCGGGCCCGGCAGCAGUGCCAUCGCUUAGGCGGGUGUCGGGGGUCCCCCCGGCAAGAAGGGGCUGUAGCCAGCAGCAGUGAGGGAACCUGCCUGGGCAGAGGGACGAGGAGGCCAGCGCAGAGUGUGUGUUGGUGCUGCCACUGCGUCCGGUGCUCACCAGGUCGUCAAACUGUGCCGACAGUAUUCUUGGGGCUAUAACUUGCUUAUUUCACCAGACCUUUCUAGCUUUCUGGAGGCUGAAUGUGUUGGAUCUACCUGGUACUCCUGGAAAAAAAAAAUUGGCUAUGAAAUAACACGUUUAAAGCGUGGCCACAUUCCUCAGCUUUUUUUGGCUGCCUGGAUACCUACUGACCUGGAGGUCAAGCGUUCCAUAUUAAAAUGUCCACGCUGACCUUCCAUUAAAUUGUGGUUCCCCUCCAUUGUGUGAGCAGAGUUAAGAUUGUUGCUGCUGGGAGGAGGAGCUCCCAUCUCCCUUCCUCCUGCCUGUCUGCGUGGGACCUUUUUUUGGGCUGAUUCAACACAGCAGUCUGACAGAAGGCUGGUGAAAUUGCUCCUAGAAGGUUCUGACAAGGCCCCAGAGUCCUUGUGAGGGAAGGGAGAUGAGACCUCUCCUGUCUAACUCAGCUGCUUGUGGAAAUGCAGCCUGACUCGAUCAAGUUUUAUUUAGAAUACUUAAAUGCCAUUGCAGGAAACUUCAAGAGCUAUCUUUGUAUUCAUUUGAAGCUUGGUGAAGUGUUGGUUUUACUUUCAGCCUGCUGCUGGCCGAUAAACCCAACUUCUGUGCUGAGAAGCAUGCUAAAUGAAUUUCUUUGUGGAUUAUGGGAAAAAGCUACUGUGGUUGUUUUUGCGUUUAUGGUUUGAUUUGUUUUGCCAUUCUUUUCCUAGUGAUAAAACUGUGCAAGCUGCUCUUUCUGAUGGGUGACAUCUGCUGGGUUUGUACCCAGCGAGUUUAUGUAGCCCAGGUGAAGGAAGAAGCUGCUGUGCCUUUUGGUCUGUGUGCUACGAGUGGGGAGUUCCAGGGCCAUCCAAACUUGGAUCAGAAAUUACACUGAGAAAUUCCAAGUGGAGAAGCUGAAAUGUUGCUGUAGUUCCUCACACAAAUGCCAAGUUGCUAAUACAAAGGGAUGUUUCAGUCCACAGACAACUUACUCUCUGACAUUAAUGUCCUAAAGUUCAGCUGUCCCAACCAGUCCUACAAGUUUUCAGUGUCUUUGGUUUGAUGUUACUGGUGUUGUAAGAGGGGGGAAAAAAGCUCAUAGACUUGCCCAUUUCUUUUUUUAAAAUCUGAGGGUUUUAAUGAUGUCAUAUAAUGGCUUUGAAAUUCAGUUAUAUUUAUAAAGCAUAAUUAUUUAAUUGGAUAAGUGGGGUUGGAAUGCAACAGGACAGUUUUAUUUGGAACAUGAAACCUUUUUGUGUCUGUUUUUUAUAUUUUUAGGAGCAUGAAUGUCUUCAGUGUUUGUCCUGCAAUUUUGGUGGAACGUGUUAUAGUAAGCAUUUUCUGCAGUGGUUUGCAGUCCUCACUGUCAGGCAUGCAAAGCUGCUUUUCCAGCUACCUAAGAAAGAAGGAAAAUCCUCCCUGGUAAAGGAGACAGACCAGAGCAAAUAUUUUCUGCGCUGACAUGAUGGAGCUCCUAGAGGAAGAUCUCACCUGUCCCAUUUGCUGUAGCCUGUUUGAUGAUCCUCGUGUCCUGCCCUGUUCGCACAAUUUCUGCAGAAAGUGUCUGGAAGGAAUUCUUGAGGGAAAUGUGCGGAAUGUGCUUUGGAGGCCGUCCCCUUUCAAGUGCCCCACGUGCAGGAAGGAAACUCCCGUUACUGGAGUCAACAGCUUGCAAGUCAACUAUUCCCUGAAAGGUAUUGUGGAGAAGUAUAACAAAAUCAAAGUAACUCCGAAAAUGCCUGUGUGCAAAGUGCACAGCGGGCAACCCCUUAACAUUUUUUGCCGGACAGACAUGCAGCUGAUCUGUGGGGUUUGUGCCACCCGUGGUGACCAUACAAAGCACGUUUUCUGUUCUAUUGAAGAAGCUUAUUCCCAGGAGAAGCGAGCUUUUGAAACCCUGUUUCAGGGCUUUGAAACUUGGCGUUGUGGUGAUGCCCUCUCACGGCUGGAUACCUUGGAAACCAGUAAGAGGAAAGCUCUGCAGAUGCUCACCAAAGAUUCUGACAAAGUGAAGGAGUUCUUUGAGAAGCUGCAGCACACCCUGGAGCAGAAACGAAAUGAGAUUCUCUCUGACUUUGAGACCAUGAAGCUUGCAGUGAUGCAGGCCUAUGAUCCGGAAAUCAAUAAACUGAACACAAUUUUGCAAGAGCAACGGAUGGCUUUUAACAUUGCAGAGGCCUUCAAAGAUGUGUCUGAACCCAUUAUAUUUCUGCAACAGAUGCAGGAGUUCAGGGAAAAAAUCAAGGUGCUCAAAGAAACCCCUUUACCUUGUUCCAGUGUGGACAUCAGCCCUACAAUGAAGAGCUUUGAUACCAGCCAGUGGAAUGGAAUAAAACUAGUUGAUGUGGACAAACUUUCCUUGCCUCAGGAAAACACCACUCUUAAGUUCAAGAUUCCCUCAGUCUUUUCACGCAGAUUUAUAGUGAACUCUCUUAUUUGCUUGCUUAUUCUUGCUGUCACCAGAAUGUCCUUUGUGGAGUCAGUCGUUGACAAUCUCCAGUGCUGGAAAUCUCAAUUCUUUACAAUUAGCUUGUCCUAUUUGGCAGAUACAGUGGAGAUAGCAGAUCAUGCAGUCUUUUACUGGGAACAGAUGACAGAUGGAGCUUCACUUCUAAGAGAAAAGUGUAAAAACUAUACGUUGGUUGUACUGGAUAAUGUUGCACAGUUUGUGUGCAAGUAUAAACUGUUGUGAAGUCCCUGCUGAAAUAUAAGAACUAAGAGUGAUCUGGUGA
This is a messenger RNA of Athene cunicularia (burrowing owl), 2906 nucleotides long. It is a transcript of the gene TRIM13, whose product is annotated as tripartite motif containing 13. The record is from RefSeq and is a predicted model, not a curated record. The coding region runs from base 1637 to 2866 and encodes 409 amino acids. Gene Ontology annotation, molecular function: zinc ion binding. NCBI's taxonomy places the organism in Eukaryota, Metazoa, Chordata, Aves, Strigiformes, Strigidae. The transcript has 2 exons. Gene Ontology annotation, biological process: positive regulation of canonical NF-kappaB signal transduction; innate immune response; positive regulation of macroautophagy.